GGUUUGCUGCGUGGGCUGCUGGGAGUUGCAGUCCCCGGGACUCGCCUUCCCGGCGUGCCCCGCGGCUCCCGGCGGCUAUGGCGGCGGUGGAUGCGCGGCGGAGCUGAGGCCUGCGGCGAUGGCUGGAGAACUGGCGGACAAGAAGGACCGGGACGCGUCGCCCGUCAAGGAGGAGAGGAAACGCUCCCGUUCCCCGGACAGGGACCGAGACCGGGACAGGGACCGCGACCGGGACCGCAAGGGGUCCCCCGGCAAGGACAGGAAGCGGCACCGGUCCCGGGACAGGAGGCGAGGCAGCCGCUCCCGCUCCCGGUCCCGCUCCAAGUCGGUAGACAGGGACCGCCGGCACAAAGACCGAGAUCGAGACCGGGGCAAGAAGGACCGGGACCGGGAGAAGGAUGGGCACCGGCGGGACAAGGACAGGAAGAGAUCCAGCUUGUCCCCAAGCAGGGGCAAGGACUCGAAGUCCCGGAAGGAGCGGGAUUCGCGGAAAGCGGAGGAAGAGGAGGAGAAUGCGCUGAAGAAGGAGAAGGCCCAGCCCCUGUCCUUGGAGGAGCUGCUGGCGAAGAAGAAAGCUGAAGAGGAGGCAGAAGCUAAGCCCAAGUUCCUGUCCAAGGCAGAGCGGGAGGCAGAGGCUUUGCGGCGGCGGCAGCAGGAGGUGGAGGAGCGGCAGCGGCUGCUGGAGGAGGAGAGGAAGAAAAGGAAGCAGUUCCAGGAAAUGGGGAGGAAGAUGCUAGGUAAGGUGUCGCCCCUGCCUGGGUGCGAGGGGCUGUGGUGGGACCCCCCGGAGCCUCCCAGCCUCGCUGUGGGGUGCUGGGCUCUUCUGAGGUCCUUCCCCUGCUCCCCAGAAGACCCCCAGGAGCGUGAGCGCAGGGAGCGCCGGGAGCGCAUGGAGCGGGAGACCAACGGCACGGAGGACGAGGAGGGCAGGCAGAAGAUUCGGGAGGAGAAAGACAAGAGCAAAGAGCUCCACGCCAUCAAGGAGCGCUACCUGGGAGGGGUGAAGAAGCGGAGACGCACCCGGCACCUGAACGACCGCAAGUUUGUCUUUGAGUGGGAUGCGUCAGAGGACACGUCCAUUGACUACAACCCGCUGUACAAGGAACGGCACCAAGUGCAGCUGCUGGGCCGGGGAUUCAUCGCAGGGAUCGACCUGAAGCAGCAGAAAAGGGAGCAGUCGCGUUUCUACGGGGACCUGAUGGAAAAGAGGCGAACGCUGGAGGAGAAGGAGCAAGAGGAGGCCAGGCUGCGGAAGCUGAGGAAGAAGGAGGCCAAGCAGCGCUGGGAUGACCGCCACUGGUCCCAGAAGAAGCUGGACGAGAUGACAGACAGGGACUGGCGUAUUUUCCGUGAGGACUACAGCAUCACCACCAAAGGGGGCAAGAUCCCCAACCCCAUCCGCUCCUGGAAGGACUCAUCCCUGCCCCCCCACAUCCUGGAGGUCAUCGACAAGUGCGGCUACAAGGAGCCCACCCCGAUCCAGCGCCAGGCGAUCCCCAUCGGCCUGCAGAACCGCGACAUCAUCGGCGUGGCUGAGACGGGCAGCGGCAAAACGGCCGCUUUCCUCAUCCCCCUGCUCGUCUGGAUCACGACCCUGCCCAAAAUCGACCGGAUCGAGGAGUCGGACCAGGGUCCCUACGCCAUCAUCUUGGCCCCUACUCGAGAGCUGGCCCAGCAGAUCGAGGAGGAAACCAUCAAGUUUGGGAAGCCGCUGGGCAUCCGCACGGUGGCCGUGAUCGGAGGAAUCUCCCGCGAGGACCAAGGCUUCCGGCUGCGCAUGGGCUGCGAGAUCGUCAUCGCCACGCCGGGGCGUCUCAUUGACGUGCUGGAGAACCGCUACCUGGUGCUGAGCCGCUGCACCUACGUGGUGCUGGACGAGGCGGACCGCAUGAUCGAUAUGGGCUUCGAGCCCGACGUGCAGAAGAUCCUGGAGCACAUGCCCGUCACCAACCAAAAACCUGACACGGACGAGGCUGAGGACCCCGAGAAGAUGCUGGCGAACUUCGAGUCGGGGAAGCACAAGUACAGGCAGACCGUCAUGUUCACGGCCACCAUGCCGCCGGCGGUGGAGCGCCUGGCCCGCAGCUACCUCCGCCGUCCGGCUGUGGUCUACAUCGGCUCCGCCGGCAAGCCGCACGAGCGGGUGGAGCAGAAGGUCUUCCUCAUGUCGGAGUCGGAGAAGAGGAAGAAGCUGUUAGCCAUUCUGGAGCAGGGCUUCGACCCGCCCAUUAUCAUUUUUGUCAACCAGAAGAAGGGCUGCGAUGUGCUGGCGAAGUCGCUGGAGAAGAUGGGGUACAACGCCUGCACCCUGCACGGCGGCAAAGGCCAGGAGCAGCGAGAGUUCGCCCUCUCCAACCUGAAGGCCGGGGCCAAGGACAUCCUGGUGGCCACGGAUGUGGCCGGCCGCGGUAUCGACAUCCACGACGUCUCCAUGGUCGUCAACUACGACAUGGCCAAGAACAUCGAGGAUUACAUCCACCGCAUCGGGCGGACGGGCCGCGCGGGGAAGAGCGGCGUGGCCAUCACCUUCCUCACCAAGGAGGACUCCACCGUCUUCUACGACCUGAAGCAGGCCAUCCUGGAGAGCCCCGUGUCCUCCUGCCCCCCCGAGCUGGCCAACCACCCCGACGCCCAGCACAAGCCUGGCACCAUCCUCACCAAGAAGAGGCGGGAGGAGACCAUCUUCGCCUGAGGCCCCGGGGCUGGCGUCCGCCUCUCGGCCACCGCUCUGGGGACAGGAGGACCACCGAGGGCUGCCGGGACUUUGCUGGCUGCUCCUUCCCCCGAGCCCCUGGCCCCAGUGCAGCCAGGACUGCUGACAGCAGGGACUGGGGCCGGGACUGCCCCGAAACGUCCCCUGUGUGCUCCCGGUCCCUCUCCCUGCGUUCACCGGGGACUCGUGGAGCUGCCGGGGGCUGUUUGGGGGCAGGUUCCUCCCUGCCCCCCUGCUGCCCAGGCAGGGUCGGGGCUGGGUUCCUUGCGCUGAUUUGUAGGCAGGGCUGUCCCUGGAGCUGUGUCCCUUUCGUCCCUUUUUUAGCUCAAACUCCGAGCUGCAGGAAUAAACCUGCAGCAGCCUUGCCAGA
Cygnus olor (mute swan) is the source of this 3083-nucleotide messenger RNA. It is a transcript of the gene DDX23, whose product is annotated as DEAD-box helicase 23. The record is from RefSeq and is a predicted model, not a curated record. Bases 119 to 2692 code for a protein of 857 amino acids. The transcript has 16 exons. Gene Ontology annotation, cellular component: catalytic step 2 spliceosome. Gene Ontology annotation, biological process: mRNA splicing, via spliceosome. NCBI's taxonomy places the organism in Eukaryota, Metazoa, Chordata, Aves, Anseriformes, Anatidae. Gene Ontology annotation, molecular function: RNA binding; ATP binding; RNA helicase activity.